GGAAAAGAGAAGUUAAACACUGACUCAACUGUCUGACUUCUGUCUUUCUGUCUGUCUGUCUGUCAGUUUGUCUGCAGAGACAACAACAACAUGCUGCUGCUUCUCAUCUUCAGCUCAGUCUGUGUCCCCUCAGAGUCGGUCGCCAUGGAGACUGUGGUGGGUGUGGCCGGCCAGGCGGUGAGGUUACCAUGUGGCUGUGAGGCGGUGGAGCAGGGACAGGUGGAGGUGUGCUGGGGGAGGGGCGAACCGUCACUGUUUACCUGCCACAACAUUUUAAUUGACAGCUCCAGAGAUAAAGUCACCUACAGAAAGUCUCUCAGGUACGACAUGUCCUCCUCCUCCUCUCUGAUCAUCUUCAGCUCUCGGACAUCAGACUCUGGUUUUUAUCACUGCAGAGUUCAGCUGCCCGGACUCUUCAACGACCAGACGUCCUCCGUCCUCCUUAUCAUCAGCAACCCGUAUUCUGUGUCCUCAUCAAAAACAUCAAUUGGUGAUGUAACGGAGCAAAAAGGAGGUGAUGUUAUAGAACUAAGAGGAACUGAUGUCACAGAGCCAAGAGACACCAAUGCUACAGAGUCAGGAGGCAAUGAUGUCACAGAGCCAGUUCUGGCUCAGGUUCAGUCAUCCAUCCAGCAGCACAGAGACACUCUGCAGAUGUUCAUUGGACACACGCUGAGACUGUCCUUCAUCAUCUUCAUCCCUGCUCUGAUGACUGCGGUUUACAAGGUUUGGAGGUCUAGACAGAAAGCAGAGACAGACAGGAGGACGGACCAAACAGAUGAGGAAGACUGGACACAACUCUGAUUCUGAGAUCAAGAAACAAAGAGUCCUCAUCACUGAAGCUUUUGCUCUAUUUGGCCUUUCUAAAGUCCAUCAGUCAGAUGGUUUUAAAGCAAAGUAUCAACAUAUCAAACAUAUUCAGUAUGUUGAGUACCACAAGGCCCUGUACAAGGAUCUUUGAUUUAGUAAGUGUACAUGAUAACCUUUUCAGCUAAAUAUCAGUUUUUAUGCAGACGACACUUUGAUUUAUGUUCCUGUCAGAUUAAUUGAUGGUGAGUAACAUUUCAGUAGUUUUCCAGAUGAUCUCCAGACUCUCUUGGAAAAGUUUCAGAGAAGCCAUGACAUCCAGAAGGUCUAAAAGUCUUUAGUUUGUCCAGAACCAGAACCUGUAGCUCAUAUACACUAGUUCUCAUGCUUUAAUGUUGAAUGAUGAUCACCUGUAGGAGCAGCUAUGUUAGCACAUGGUGUGAUGUUAGCAAUUUAGCUGUUGUGAUCAGUAACAGAACACAAUGUCUAUGAACAUAAAACUUUUUAUAUGCAGUCCAUGGUAAUGCAGCAUGAAUAUAAAGAAACAAAUCAACAAGCCUGUGAAAACAUAUGUUUUGAUUUCUUUAAGUUCAUCAAUACAAAAAAUAAAAAUAAAAUGUUUAGUAUUUGA
Mugil cephalus (flathead mullet) is the source of this 1438-nucleotide messenger RNA. RefSeq names its product hepatitis A virus cellular receptor 1 homolog. The record is from RefSeq and is a predicted model, not a curated record. NCBI's taxonomy places the organism in Eukaryota, Metazoa, Chordata, Actinopteri, Mugiliformes, Mugilidae. The transcript is spliced from 7 exons. Bases 91 to 804 code for a protein of 237 amino acids.